AACCAACACAACUAUUACAAACCAACACACCUAUUAACAAUAGAAACUACCCAUAACUGCCUUUUAGAAACUGCCCUAUUGUUUUUUAUUUAAAUUAAUUAAAUAUGUAAAACACACUAAACGACACCACACUAAUUGACUCUAUACUAACUGACCCAAACAUCGACUCAUUACCCAUUCGGUUAUAUGUGAACAAACCCGAUUAAAUCUAACAUUUUCUGUGUUUUUUUUUGUAGAUUUUAGCCAAAAGGGUAUCUUUAUUUGACUACGAGCGUUUUGAUGGAGGGCAGAAAAAUCGAAUAAUUGCAUUUGGAAAAUUUGCUGGUUUAGCGGCAAUGAUUGAUAUUUUGAGUGGAUUAGGAAAACGAUACUUGAAUCUUGGAUAUUCAACACCAUUUCUUUCCCUUGGGUCGGCAUAUAUGUACACAAGUGUUGCUUCUGCCAAGAGCGCUGUGAUUUCCGUUGCAGAGGAGAUAGCAACUCAUGGUCUUCCUUCAGGAAUCUGUCCCAUUGUCUUUGCUUUCACUGGUGCAGGAAAUGCUUCUGUUGCUGCACAAGAUAUCUUUAAGCUUCUUCCUCAUAGAAUGGUUGAGCCAAACAAGCUUCUGGAUUUAUUUGAGAAGUCUCAGGGAAUCACAAGGCCUAAAGCUUCUUUAAACAGAGUAUUUCAAGUAUGUGGUUGCAUCAUAACUAGCAAAGACAUGGUUGUGCAUAAAGAUGCUACUAAAGCCUAUGACAAGGGUGACUACUACGCACAUCCUGAAAAUUACAAUCCUAUUUUUCAUGAGAAGAUAGCUCCUUAUGUAUCUGUAAUUGGUACAGAAAUAUUGUGGACACGAUGUAAUUAUUAAACAUCACUUUAAAAUACUCUACAUCAAUGUUUUUUUCCCAAGAAUUCAUUUUGUGACGCAUCAUGGGCUAUUCUCUCUUAAAGAAAUAUUCCGUAUGUUCUUCAAACAUUUUCCACGAUUAUUGAGCACCUUGCAACUUCAAGAUCUGGCAAGAAAGGGAUUUCCGCUUGUUGCUAUAAGUGAUCUGACUUGCGACAUCAGAGGCUCCAUCGAGAUUGUCAACCAGACCACAUCAUUUGACUCCCCCUUCUUCAGGUGUUUGUCUGAUCUGAUUUGAUAUUAGUGUUAACAGUUUUCUAGCUGAUUUUUUCCAGGUGUAACCUCUGCAGUAAUUCUUUCUUGGUUGUUGGUUAAUGGUCGCGGGUUUCAGAUACGAUCCAUUGAAUGAUUCAUACCAUCAUGACAUAGAAGGAAAUGGAGUUAUAUGCUCAGUUGUUGACAAUUUUCCAACGGAGUUGGCAAAAGAGGGAAGGGGAGAUAAUCGAUUGUCCUGAGUGGAUAAUCGAUUGUUAAGGGCUUCAGGUUCUUGGGCAGUUUUCUGGGGGGGGGGGGAUAAUCGAUUUACAGUAGCAAUAAUCGAUUAUUUGACAGUUUUCUGGGCAGGAAGAAGGGUGUUUUUGUGGGGAAUGGACUGGAAAUAUAUGGAGUUGAUGAGGGAGUUCUUUUGGGUAUUUUAAUGGAAGAAAAGAGUGAGAUUAAGAGGAGAAAUGGGGAGAGGGGACAAACAAAGAUGGGUGAUGGAUGGUGUAUUGGCCUUAUAUUCUUGGUCAUAUGAGGUGACUGAUUUAGUAGGUGGUGUAUCAACAACAACUCAAAUGUCCCUUGGCUUUUUGUGGUUGUUUAUUCAGCCCUAGUAGGGAACAUAAAGGGGACAAGAAUGGGGAAUAUCUUGGUUGAUGUUGUGUUGGGAUAAUGAGGGAUAUUUGGCCUGGGAUUUAUAGAAAAGGAUAGAAGGUUUUAUUUGUUUAUUAAAAGGUUUAAAAGAAAGAAAAUAACAAACAAAGGUUGUGGUUUACACACUCUUAUUUUCGGCAAGGGCCUAAAAUAGGAGUAGGAAAACUUUAUUUUGAAAAGGAAAUAUUUUGGAUGUUUAGGGAAGGUAUGGAGAGUGUGGGCUCAGCCUAGGGUGGGUGUAGGACAACCAUGGUGUUGGGUUGGGUUCUAAGACAGGAAAAUGGAGAAGUUUCAACCCAAUUAAUGUCACCACACUUG
This is a messenger RNA of Cuscuta campestris, 2063 nucleotides long. Lineage: Eukaryota; Viridiplantae; Streptophyta; Magnoliopsida; Solanales; Convolvulaceae. The record is from the annotation of a GenBank genome assembly.